AUGCUCACCCACCGCAACCUCAUAGCUAACGUGCAGCAGCUGCUGGCAGGCACCAACCCGCGCCUGGACCUGUGUGCGGAGGACGUGGUGUUGGGGCUGCUGCCCAUGUUCCACAUCUAUGCCAUCACCCUCGUCAACCUCCUCUCCCUCCGUGGGGGGGCAUGCGUUGUCACUCUCCCCAGGUAUGCUGAGGUCGUCACUCUCCUCCCCAGCCUGCAGUACCAGGGAGCGCUGGUGUUCGACCUGCACCAGUACCUGGGAACUCUGCAGGACUACAAAGUCACCGUCGCCCCCAUCGUGCCGCCCAUCAUCCUCGCAAUGGCCAAGCUGCCCCUCGUUGACUCCUUUGACCUCUCCUCCCUGCGCCGGGUCGUGUCGGGUGCGGCUCCUCUGGGGGCGGAGCUUGAGACUGCCUUUAGGGCGAAAUUCCCCACUGUGCAGUUGGGGCAGGUGGGCAUAGGUUGGGUGCAGCUGGGGCAGGUGGGCAUUGAGUGGGUGCAGCUGGGGCAGGUGGGCAUUGAGUGGGUGCAGCUGGGGCAGGUGGGUGCAGCUAGAGCAGGCAUUUUCGUGUCGGGCGCGGCGCAACUGGGGACAGAGCUUGAGGCCGCCUUCAGAGUGAAAUUCCCCACUGUGCAGCUGGGGCAGGUGGGCAUGUGGCAGGUGGGCAUGGGGCAGGUGGGCAUGGGGCAGGUGGGCAUGGGGCAGGUGGGCAUGGGGCAGGGCUAUGGUAUGACAGAGGCCUUCUGCACUGUCUCCUCCUCACCCCGGUCCUCCCUUCCUCUAGUCUCUGGCUUCCCAUUCACACUGUCCAUUCUCUCGCAAUCUCCCCUCCUGCCCCUCAGGGCUAUGGGCUAUGGUAUGACAGAGGCCUUCUGCACUGUCUCCUCCUCACCCCGGUCCUCCCUUCCUCUAGUCUCUGGCUUCCCAUUCACACUGUCCAUUCUCUCGCAAUCUCCCCUCCUGCCCCUCAGGGCUAUGGGCUAUGGCAUGACAGAGGCCUCUCCCACUGUCACCGCCUCACGCCUAUUCGCCCGCGUGCCUCGCCCGCCUGCUCCCGGGUCGUGUGGGUCGGUGCUGCCGCUGACAGAAGUCAAAGUGGUGCACAUGAGCACGGGGGAGUUGCUGCCUCCGAAUGAGCGAGGAGAGCUCUGGGUGCGAGGGCCACAGGUCAUGAAAGGUGAUCUGAACAAUCCUGAGGCGACGGCAGCCACAAUCACGCCUGACGACUGGCUGCGCACGGGUGAUGUGGCAUAUGUGGAUUGGGCGGAGGGAGAUCUCAUCCCUCUAUUGAUUCUUCGUUCCACUUUUCCCCUCCACCCUUUUGCUGCCUCUUCCAAAGGCUAUUUGAACAAUCCCGAGGCGACGGCAGCCACGAUCACGCCAGACCGCUGGCUGCGCACGGGGGACGUGGCGUUUGUGGACAAGAUGGGGGAGAUCUUCGUGGUGGACCGGGUCAAGGAGCUCAUCAAAGUCAAGGGCUUCCAGGUGCCUCUUGCGGAGCUAGAGGGUCUGCUGAUCGCCCAUCCCGACAUUGCCGAUGCUGCAGUUGUUCCUGCUCCAAGUGAAGAGAGUGGGGAGGUGCCAGUGGCGUUUGUUGUCUUACGUCAAGGUGGCGCUAAGUUGUCAUUAAACGAGGUCAAGGAUUUUAUCAGCAAGCAG
Molecule: messenger RNA, 1659 nt
Organism: Closterium sp. Naga37s-1
Lineage: Eukaryota; Viridiplantae; Streptophyta; Zygnematophyceae; Desmidiales; Closteriaceae
Source: the annotation of a GenBank genome assembly